AUGGACGGAGCUUAUGUCAAAUUGCCCGAAGGACACCUAGUUAAUCUUUUACCGCGACCUGCACGCCCAAGUCCCUACAAAGCGUAUCGAGUCGAGUACAAGCUAUCACCAAAACUGUCGCCAACACCUCCACCCCAAUACCUACAAGAAGGAAGAUCAACGGAGUACGUUAUUACAAGAGGCGCAUCAGGAAAUAUCUCUCAAUCACCAAAAGCUACCAAGUUGCCGGUACCGAGGAGCCUCGCUGAAGGUCCCAAUCAUGAUUUGAAUCAAACGCCUAGCCCAACUGCACCUCCUAAACUCACCCUAUCCAGCCACUCCUCGAGGCGGCUUGGUAGCCAGUCUAACAAAGGUCACGAUCAAUAUUGGAGGAAAAUCCGGGACAGAUUGGAGGAGUCGCCGUUGUUAGCAAGACGGACCAAGAGCAAGGAAAGCGACUGUAAAAGAUCUCCCAACUCGCGCAUUUCCUACCACCGCAGCAGACUUCCAGCCAGCACUAGCCAAGAUCACGCAAGUUACCGGGUAGGCAAUGCACAAUCAAGCAUUUCGAGUCCAAAUGCUCUCGACAGCAGUCCAGUGCAGGGCUCGAGAAAGUAUCCUCCCACUACCUGUCCUGUGGAGAGCCAAAACAAAUGGCGGAAGGAAGAAGACCAAUGGGUUACCAUGGACGUUGCCGAAACCACACCCCAGAAAUCCAUGAGCACAGACGGGACGACUAGUUCCAGCCCUCAAUCUAAUCCUUCCAUCUCGCCAGUAUCUGCCGAGAACAGCUCUAUAACCGACUGGGAAGACCGAUUCGUUGUGAAUAUGCCAACUGCAAAAGAACCCAAUCCUCCAACGAUGACAGCUCAACAAAUUACCGAGUAUCAAAGAAGCAUUGAACGAGUGCACCGGGACGGUGGGCAAAUGGUAGACCCGAGCACAGUACCUAGUCGUAACGUGUCUCCCGAGAUCAGAUUCAACCAUAGAGAACAAAGGAUCCAGAGUCCAAAAGGGAUCGCUGUACUCGACGGGGCAUACGAGAGGCGACAAGUGCCGAGCUUGUCACAAGAAAAACAUCGCCCGGUCCCGCUGCCUCAACAAAAUGCUCACCCUGAGCAACUUUCACAGCCUCAGCCCCAUAGACCCCAAGCCGCGACUGCAUCGCAACGUCAAGCGGCAAACCACUACUACUGCCCGGAUGAAGUCGGGUAUAAUCGGAUUAGUACAAUUUGGGAGGAAUCGCCCACAAAACACAAGGAAAAGAGACAUCCCCAAAACGCCGACGGGUCUUUUUUAGGGUGCAGGGAAAUUUGCGGGGAGAAGAAUCCAGACGAAAUCCUCAGGUUCGCUUCCCCAGCUCCAGACGAUGCCAGUCUGCAUCCACUCCCAUUGGCCCUGGGUUCCAGGAACAGAAAAAGUGUGUCAAAAGAAGCGAUGAAGCCGACAGAACGACAAACAACACACAGAGUCGAGGAGAUCACAAUCCCUCAAGAAGAGCAACCACAAACUUCUCAGAAUUUGAGACCUGCCCAAUGCUCGAAGCCGUCAACCAUGUACCAAGAUCGGAGUUGCUCCCCGAACCCAUCCCCAAUUCUGCGAACGACAUCCCGGGAUUCGAGCAAGGAGAAUUGCCAUCCUACCAGCAAUAUACCCGAGCGGCACGGAAGUCUGGGAGAAAACCGGGGGGACGAAGAUGUAUCCAUUAUCACACCCACUAUCACGCCCACUUCGAUUCCCACGCCCGACAAGAAAGCAUCUUCGCCAAAGCCGCAAGGGCUGCGUCGUCCUGGUGGCGAAGCUCACAUAGUCGCUGCCGAGCCUACGAAAGCCGCUCGCGGAAAGACUCAGAUAAUUUCCACACCAUCGGGAUUGCGGCCCAGGGGAAGCAACAUGAAUACCAAGCCAACAGAGCGUACUUCGACAGCUUCCCAAACGUUGCCACUCCCCAACACCUCCACCAUGGGCAAAGACCAAGACGUCGAGGGUCACAACCAAGAUCGUGCGCAAGAUCGCACUCCAGAACGAGCAACCGGUACAACAUCGAAUACCAUCCGUGGCUUCAUCCGUACCUCCGGGGUGGCAAAAACUUCAGGGCUGGACAGACCACCUACAGAUAGCAUUGCUAUAAUGUUGCGCAACAAGACUGAGUCCCUCCGCACACGCGCUGAUAAUCUAAGGAAUGCGUCGGGGUCACUCCAGCGUGCGAACCAGAAACAAUCGCCUAUCUCUCAACCAAGGUUUUCGUCCAGGGAUAAUGUGGAGUCAUCCUGUCAGGAACAGUCAUUUCAGUCCGGCAUAGAAACCCCACCAGUCGCAGCAAACAAGCCUGUCUUGGAGCCAAAAAUGGUCGCAACGGAAAAGAAACCAAAGGAAAGCCAAAAAUCUUCCUCGCAACCACCUGCACCAAGCAAACCAGUAACGAAAAGAGUGACUUUGUCAGAGAAACCACCUUCGUCAGUAAAACCCGACAGGACCCCUACAUCAACCAGAACGAUUUCUGCGCUAGCAAAGCCGGCUAAGUUGAAUAAACCCCCCAAAUUGGAUGAAACUCCCAAGUCUACACAACCAGCCGCGCCUGAAAAAUCUCCCUCCAAAGCCAAGAAGCCCCAUGCUUCACCAACUAAGGAAGGGCAGAUGAAGACCCAGCCUCGCGUCCGUACCUCUGGUAAAGUUUUGGAAAUCGCCGAGCUCGAUGGGCUUCAAGUUGCAAGUUCGAAGGAGUCUCUUCAACCCACCAUCACAGACGUCUCUGCAAAUCUAAGUGACAUGCACUCCGAAGACACGGAUGAUCUCGAUGGGCAGGGACUAAGCCCCUUGGCCCUUUCACUUCUUUUCAACAUUCUUGUUGUUGCUGUCACCCAAGUCAAUAAAGCUUUCCUAAUGGGCGCCGACAGCCCUUGGGCCAAAUUUGUGGUUAAUAACACCCUAAACAUGACCAGUCACUGUUGGCAUGUCUCCUAUUGCAUCUACACCGUGGUAUCUCACUACCACACCACAGGCACUUGGCCUAAGCCCCGCAAUGACAAGGCUGUCAGCCGGUUCAUAGUGGAGCUUCUUCAAGCCAUUUUGUAUCUCUUGAUUCUUGGCUUUGCAACCAUGCUGAUGUCUCGGACUGUUGGCUACAUCGUUCUCGUGAGCAGCUGGAUUGUAUGGUUUGCCAGGCCGUUGACGUGGGUCUUUCAGUGUUUUGGCCGUGCCCUGAUAAUGUAA
Molecule: messenger RNA, 3192 nt
Organism: Penicillium digitatum Pd1
Lineage: Eukaryota; Fungi; Ascomycota; Eurotiomycetes; Eurotiales; Aspergillaceae
Product: putative NTP binding protein
Source: RefSeq, a predicted model, not a curated record